AUGUCCAAUGACCGACAGAAAUCCCAAAAGCCACAGCCUCCACAACCGCGGAACCACCUCCACUUCGACCCCUGGCAAUCAGGUUCAACAGGCCACCAGCGCGCAGCCCAAGGUGGCACAUUCAUAGGCUCGACAUCAUGGAGAACUGCACGCUCAGACAAACUGACCAAUCAGUACAAAAGUGGAGAUUGUCUGCCAGGACGAGAGCAGGGAACAAGGGAGGAACAGACGCUGGUACCCGGCGCGUUUGACGGGAAAUGCGGACCGGAUUCCCCGCCCAAAGCAUCCGGUGAAUGGGUCAUGUUGUCUGAAGACGAGGCGAUGCGCAAUAAACUCGGUGUACGGGAUAUUCGGUCAUUCAUGGGUGUUGGCAAAAGAAAGGCCAGUGAUGGAUUUGACAAUGUUAAGACGGAGAAAAGAAUCAAGUCUGCGGGUGUAGAUGGCCGGAUUCAAAACCCGGCCUUGGAUGUCCCAAAGACGGACAAAAGAGAGGAAACUCAGGCAUCAGCUCGACCGCUAUCAGAAAGAGGAUCCUCCCAAGACAAACCCCAUACAGAAUCCAAUACCUCCCUCGACCUAAGAUCAAAAUCAAAUAUUUUCGCCGGCAUCACAAUCUUCAUUAAUGGCUCUACUCUCCCCCAAAUCUCGGAGUACAAACUCAAGCAUCUCCUCGCCUCAAACGGCGCCAAAACAUCCAUUUACAUGGCCCGGAAGACCGUAACGCAUGUUCUGGUAGGUCAGCCGAAUACCGGAACCUCGGGUGCAGGUGGGGGUCUCUCUGCAAGUAAACUCCAGCAGGAGAUUGCGCGUGGGGGAUGGAAGGGUGUUAAGAUUGUUAGUGUGGAUUGGGCUGUGGAAAGUAUCAAGGCUGGGAAGAGGCUUGCGGAGUCUCUGUUUCCUGGUUUGCAUGUUGCUGCCAAGGGGCAAAGGAGUGUUGCUGGGAUGUUUGGUGCGCAGGUGAAGAAGUAA
This is a messenger RNA of Penicillium soppii, 969 nucleotides long. RefSeq lists its product as uncharacterized. The coding region runs from base 1 to 969 and encodes 322 amino acids. The record is from RefSeq and is a predicted model, not a curated record. The transcript is spliced from 2 exons. NCBI's taxonomy places the organism in Eukaryota, Fungi, Ascomycota, Eurotiomycetes, Eurotiales, Aspergillaceae.